Molecule: messenger RNA, 5714 nt
Organism: Taeniopygia guttata (zebra finch)
Lineage: Eukaryota; Metazoa; Chordata; Aves; Passeriformes; Estrildidae
Source: RefSeq, a predicted model, not a curated record
UCCCUGCUGCGGCUGGGAGCGGCGGGGAACCGCGGGAGCUUGGCUAGCAACAGGUCUGUGUGUGUGUAUGUGAGAGCUGGAAUGCUGCUUCCACCUCCUGGAGGUGCCCUGGUUUACUGAGGGGGCACAACACUGCCUGCCCGGGCAUCCCGGUGAUGCCAGGGAGCUGCCGGCUGGAAAUAACCUUCCUUGUGUUGCCCAGGGUAGCAGUGAUGGGGAUGGCAGCAGCUGCCCCUGAGCCUCUGGCUUUGGAGCUCCAGGAGAGCCAAUCCACCUGGCCUGGGAGCUGGACCACUCUGCAGACCUCCAGGGUUGGGAAAAGAAGAUCCUGAGGCUGGUUUGUACCUCUACUAGGAGGAAAGUGUCUGGAGCUUGAAGUAGCUCAUGUUAGCCUUUAAAUCUGAACCACUGGGCUGCAAAGGAUAAAAGGCAGUGAGAUUUUUUUUGGGGGUGUUUUGCUGGGAAAAGCGGGAUUGAGUGUAACUCUGGGCAUUUCUUAAGGCUGGCAGGUAAGAUGGCGCCUCAUCCCAAAAGAAUGGGCCUGUGUUGCUGGGGUUUUUUUCCAAAAGAAAAUCCUAACAAGGAAAACUUACUUGCAGUCCUUGCUGUUUGGACUGCUGUGAGUUGCAGCUGUCAUUUACUGAACAGAAUUGGCUUCAACUGGAGUCAAACCAGGAGGUUUCCGAGGUAACCUCUCAGCGUGUCAAAUUCCUGUCAUCAAUCAGGGGUACCUACCCAUGCUAUCCAGGUAAGGCUUAGAAUUUGGUGUUAAUUAAAAUUGAGUCACCGAGGCAGCAGCAAAUGGAAAUUCAAGAGCACCAAAAGGAUUCAAAUCCUCAGAGCAGGUCACAGGAGGAAAAAAAAAAAAAAAAAAAAAUCAAUGAGUAUCUAAAGUCCCUUUGUGGAUGUGGAUGGUGAUGUAAAUGGAAACAUAAGGUACAGGGAGAGUUCAGCCCUUCCACAACCAUCAUCUUUCUGGAGAGGUGACACUGCAUUUAAACCUCUGCUGUCACCUGCACAGCCAGUUCUUCUCCUGUGCUGCCUGCACAGUUAUUUAAGACUAAAGGUGUUGCCUCUGGGCAAAUCCAGCAUCAGGCUGUGGUGGAGUGUUCAGGAUGGUGCUGCAUGGGGAGCUCACCUCUUCUGGCCUUGGGCCAGGCAGGCUUCUCUGCCUCAUUUCUGGUGAAGCAAAAUCCAAUGUCCUGCAGCCCAGGAGCUUGGGUGGGGGGUAAAAUGCUCUUUACUGUGACAGGCUCUAAGUCAUGAUGCCCCGUGUGACCAGGCCAUGGGCUGUCUGCUCUCAUGCCCAUCAAUGGCACUUCCUGCUAAAAGAGAUGGAAACCAAACAAUUCUAUGGCUCUUGCUCAUUUUUGGCUUGAAGCAGAGGCAUCACCUGGUGCAAAGAACCCUUGUGAUGUGCUCUCUGCAUUGGAAUUGGUUUGGUUUUCUUCUGGUCUUUCACUUGGCAGUGAUUACAGGAUCCUCUGUGCCCCCUAUUUUGAGGGGGGACAUAAACUAUGUGCUGGCAGAGCUGUCUCCUGUACCUGGUGAAUUAGCCCUCACUGGCUAAUGGACUCCUAAAACACUUUUGUUUGCCAAUUCUAUCCUCCACUGAGAUUAUCUCAUGAUUGUCCCACUUUUCAGGAUUGGUUUGUUUGGGUUUCUUUUUAACCUCCUUCUACACGCUCCCCAAUUACUCUCCUCAGUUUCAGUGCCCCAAAUGACAGGGCUGUCAGGGAGUGACUCAUGAGCAAACUGAAAGGUGCAAUUUAGGAGGCUCAUGUCCCAUAAAUGGGGAAUUUAGUGCUGCCAAGAGCCCGGCAGGGAUCAUUGAUUUAGCUCUGCCUAUAUACUAAUCCCCAGCACUUCACAGCUGAACGCUGCUGGAGCAUCUCUCCAGGGGAAAAGCUGUGGCCAGUCCAGAUAUUUCGUGGGGUCCCUGCCCAGUUUCCAGUGAUGGAUAGAAAGCUGCUACUUGGAGACUGGAUCCCAGGAGAACUGGAGUAAUUUCCUACUGAAAGCUUUUAAAACAGGUACUUGCUUCCAAGGUAAGGCAACUGAAAUCUUAUUGCUUGCCAGGCUUCUCAAUAAAGUGGUGGCAUAAGUGUGCCUGGGUGUGGAAAUCUUACUUUAACCUGAUUUCAGGAAACAGUUGGCUGAGAUUUUAGUUAAGAUUUUAAACAGCCUGUGACACAUCAAAUAAAAAUAUAUACAGAAGCUUAAAGGCUGACAAAGCACAAAGUGAAAAAAAAAUAUUAUAAUGACAAGGAAUAGGUAAGCAGCCUUGGCUCUAAUGAAGCAGGGUGGGAAUUAUAUAUAUAUAAAAAAUUACAAAAAUAUAGAGUGAGGCCCAUAACAAUAGCAAUAGUGAAUGCCUCACCUGCCAAUUUUAUCUCCUGAUUUACGCUUAUGAUUUGGCUUUGGAGUGAAAUGUUUUCUAUUCCCAGCUCAAGUGGAUAAGUAAUCUGCAACUAAGUCUGGUAUUUAUUACAGUAAUUCUGCUGAUAGCCUUGUUCUUCAUCAUUUGAAGUUUGAGAUCUUUUAAAAAGAAAUACCUAUUUUAAAAACAAAUACCUACAAACAAUUUUCUUUGGCCCCAGCUCAGACUAUGCAGAUAAAUGACUCUGAGGGGAGGAUAAGCAAUUUAACCCCAUUGAGAGGAGAUGUGUGUGCAGCUCCGAGAUUGGCACAUCUCCCUGGGAUUGCUCAUUUCAAAAUGAGAAAUUUCUUCUUCUCAAGGUGCACUUGUUUUUCUUUAUGAAAGUAAAUGUCAGUGAGAAAAAAUGAUUUGAUUGCAACUGCAUAUUUUUAGGGGGUGUUUGCUUCCACAGCUCCUUUCUCCCAGCUGCAAACCUACUGGGAUAUUCGGGCUUGUUUGGAGAUAAACCACUCUGUGGUAUGUCAUAUAAAAUAUCAUAGAAAUACUGAUGGAUGCAAAGGUAAAUACUGUAAGAGUAAGUUCUACUACCUUAAUUCACAAAUAUCCCCAGAGUCCUCAGCUGAAGCCCUGCAAGACGCAGACCAAACAACUCCUGCACCACUCCCUGAGCCGCAGGAACUGGGAUUGGGGGAUUUGGGGUGACUGCAGCUCCCCCUUGCUCUGAAAGAGAAGCAAAGAUGAGCCCAGGUUCCCAUGGUCUGUGCAUGGGGUCCCUGUGGAACACCAUUUCAGUUUUUCAGUCAGUGGUUCCCUUCCUGGCUCCCUGAGGCAGAGGAUGAUCCAUAAAUUUCUCUCUCCCUUAUUUCUCAGACACUCACAGACCAGUGUCCUGUUCUUUUUGCCAUCCUUCAGGGGCUGUGUUUUGCCCCUGAGAGUUUCUCACUUUUCAGCAGACCAGGGAUCAUUUUCCAAGGUGGGCAACCUUGGGAACUGGGAACCCUGGGAAAUCUCUGUUGUUGUGCCAUUACUGAGCUCAGGACAAAAGAACACAUUUUUUAGCACUUACCACAUUAAAUGUUCUUCAUGUACAACUACAUGCUCCUGCUGUCUCUGAAGUUUCCUUGUUUUUGUUUCAGCCUCAGAGGAGUCUGUGAGGGUAUUUCACACAUGAAAAUCAAGACAUCAAGAUGACAAACCCAGCAGGUUGUGCACAGGGGUGAAGCAGUAGUGGCUGCUCCAGGGGAUUUCUUCAUAGAAAUAAUCCCAUCACUUCAUAAUGGCUUUGAACUGCUACUCUAAAGAUGCAAAACUGAAUUUCUGUAGCCAGAGCAGGCAAGGUCCCUGUGAAAACACAAGGCACUGGCUUAAUUUCUCCUUCCAGCCAAUCCUCCUCCCCCUCAGCUUCAGGAUAAUGGAAAUCCGUGGAGCUUUUCCAUUUCCUGUUAUCUGCAGUGUUUGUACAGCCACUUCCCUAUGCCUGCCACAGCCAAAAUUUCAUUAGUGAAACUGGGAUGAGACUCAGCUCCAGUUUUGCCUCAAGGCUGUUUACAACUUCUUGUUUACCAGCUUUUGACAAAAACUAUUCCAAAGAUCAUUACUGAAGAUAUUAGAAGCUGCUGCCUCACAGCACAGUGUCAGAAACAGAGAGAAAACACAAAAUAUGUAUCCAGAAUAACCAUUAUUCCUCCUGCUUUUAGUGUGAUAAGGGACAGCUCUGUCAUGGCAUGACCAAGAACUUCUGCCUCAGAUCAUCAGAGUCCCCUUGAAAAGCCAAACUCCAGCAGGGCCCAUUAGAAGACAAGGAGGAGAAUGGACUCGAACUCUUCAUUGAUUUGGCCUCACUUGGAUUUGCUGAAUUACAAUGGGACAUACAAGUACCUUUCCUUGGAAGCAAAUGUCUCCUAUGUGGACUUCUACCUCCACCAGCCUUGGGUGGCUGCUGUCUUCAUCACCUCCUACCUCCUCAUCUUCCUCCUCUGCAUGGUGGGCAACGGGGGGGUUUGUUGCAUCGUCCUGUGGAACAAGCGCAUGCGCACGGUCACCAACCUGUUCAUCCUGAACCUGGCCGUCAGUGACUUGCUGGUGGGGCUCUUCUGCAUGCCCACCACCCUCCUGGACAACAUCAUUGCAGGAUGGCCCUUUGGGAGCCUGGUGUGCAAGAUGAGCGGGAUGGUCCAAGGCAUCUCUGUUUCUGCCUCUGUCUUCACUCUGGUUGCUAUUGCUGUGGACAGGUUCCGGUGCAUUGUGCAUCCGUUCAAGCAGAAGCUGACCAUUCCCGCUGCCGUGGCCACCAUCGCGGUCAUCUGGGUGCUGGCCGUGGCCAUCAUGUGUCCCUCGGCAGUGCUGCUGCAGGUGCAGGAGGAGAAGCGUUUCCAGGUGCUCCUGGGCUCUGGCAACGCCACCCGCCCGGUGUUCUGGUGCCGGGAGGAGUGGCCAGACCCGGCAAUGAGGAAGAUCUACACAACAAUUCUCUUUGCCAACAUCUACCUGGCUCCCCUGUUGCUCAUCGUGCUCAUGUAUGCCAGGAUAAGCGUCUCCAUCUCCCACGCCGCCGUGCCUGGAGCGGGAAAGCGCAGCGUGUGGAAGAGGAAACGGAAAGCCAUCCAAAUGCUCGUCCUUGUCACUUUGCUUUUCGCCCUCUCCUGGCUUCCCCUCUGGACGCUGAUGCUGCUGUCGGACUACGCCAGCCUGUCCGACCUCCAGCUGCAGCUGAUCAACAUCUACCUCUAUCCCUUGGCUCACUGGCUGGCCUUCUUCAACAGCAGCAUCAACCCCAUCAUCUACGGCUUCUGCAACGAGAACUUCCGCCGUGGCUUCCAGGCCAUCCUCAAGAUCCAGCUGUGCUCCAGGGUGGCCUGUUCCCAGCCAGCGCCUGGCACUGCCGUCCUGCCAGCUGCCCGCUGCCAGCCGGCUCCCCAGGCAGCCGAGGAAAGGAAUUGGGUGAAUAAGCAGCAGGAUUUGCUCAUGGAGGAGCUCAAGGAGCCCUGUGACAACGGGAUGGAGUGAAACGCGCUGUGACUCUGUAAAUCUCUCAGAGCAGCUGAAACAAGGCUGCUCAAACCCUAUUUAUGGUCACAUUUCAGUCUGUGAGGAAUCCCUUAUCCUGUAACUCUCAUGGACUGAAAUACUGCAGACACGGUCUGGAAGCCAGUGGUCCCUGGAUUUUCUUGUGAUCGUGCUUCUUCCCUUGUGAGCACCAGCUGGGUCCUGCUCAAAUGACAAAAUUUAGCGUUUUCCAUCACAUUCCCCUUUGUUGCUGUUAUUUCUGUCACAUCCAUUAUUGUUGCAGCUAGAGAAUGGAAACAGAAAUUUGAGAAAUAAAGGAUAAAAUAUG